This is a messenger RNA of Mytilus californianus (California mussel), 1752 nucleotides long. RefSeq lists its product as uncharacterized. Lineage: Eukaryota; Metazoa; Mollusca; Bivalvia; Mytilida; Mytilidae. The transcript has 4 exons. The record is from RefSeq and is a predicted model, not a curated record. Bases 95 to 1633 code for a protein of 512 amino acids.
UUCAAAUAGUACUGUCUGAUUUUCCCAGAAAAAAACGACGUCAUAAGGCUUUGUAAUAACAACGUUCAUUUGAAUCGUGUUUGAAUUUACCGUCAUGGCGUGUUCAAAGCUUUCACAGUGCGAUGCAUUUGAAACAUACAGAUCUGCUUAUUCGUCUAGAAUUGAUUGGUCUGAAAUAUUUGAAGAGGACGUUCUGAACUGGCUAAGAUUAUUUGAAAAAGGAAAAAAUUGUUCUUUGUUUCUAACUGUUCCAGCCCUUCUGUCCAUGACAGCAGCUCUUCUAGGACCGAAGACAAGAAUAAAAGGACAAUCCAAUGGUUUUACAACUAGCACGAAUUUAUACCUUUUAGCCGUUUGUGAUCCUGGAGGUGGCAAAAGUAUAACAUAUGAAAAUGUAAUAGAGCCGGUAAUGAAUAAUAUCUUGGAAAAAACUGGAAAAAAGUUAUCAACAGAGUCAUAUACGACAGCAGGCCUUCAAAGGCACCAAAUAGCCUCUGGAGGUGUAGGUUUAAUUACAACAGAUGAAGGUCACAGAUUCCUGGCAUCUGUGAAUGCUAAGCAACUGAAAGGGGAAUCCGAAAGAUCCUAUCUUUGUAAAUUAUGGAGCGGUAAAGGAGAUUUUGUUGAUUUGUCAAAUGGGAGUCGAGGAUUCAAGAGAACUUCUAUGUCCUUGUGUCUUUUCAUACAGCCUCACCCUUUGUUGUCUGAAAUGGCUUGUUUCACAGGGAUGGAUGGUUUCCUGGACAGAUUUCUUUUCAUGGUGUCAAGGCCAUUACUGUUCCCCACAAAAGUUGUAAAAGAGAAUUUUGCAGAACUAAGUAAAAGUGGAAUGAAAGAUUUUGAUGAGGUGUAUUACAAAAUGUACCUCAAUCAUCAAGACGGGAAAGAGUACUACUUGUCGGAAGAUGCACAAAAGGAAUAUGAUGAAAUGGUUGAUUCGUAUGCAGAUUUAUUAAACGACAAGUACAUGGAGGUGUCAGAAUUAGAUGAAGAGGAAAAAGAGAAUCAUAACUUAUCAGCUACACAGACUAAUUUAUGCAUGACCACUAGCAAAGACACAAUACAUGUUAUAAGACUGGCAGCCGCCCUACAGAUUACGUCAUCUUAUAUCAGAGCUACCUUAACUAAAACUGAAGUUGUAAACGAUACUAAAAUAACUGUUGAAUCGUUGAGGUGUGGAAGGAAGCUGUAUUGUUUCAUGGCUGGCCAGAAAGCAGUAUUCGCACAGGCAUUGAACACGCUUCAGCAGACUGAUUCAGUGAAAUUAAAGAAAGUGAUGUCUUUCAAGAUCAGAGUGAUUAAGGCUAUUGUUUCCAGUGAGGGACCUGUGAUUUCUUUGAGGUGCUUACAAAGAAAACUGUAUGGAUCGUUGAAGGAUAGUGUUAUUCAUGAACUUGAAGAAUUGGAAAGAGAAGGUGCUGGUAUGCUGCAUAAAGUUGGAAAACCUAGGAAAGAAAUUUUCUUAAAAGCAUCCCCAGGACAAAUGCCAAAUGAAAUUCUUAAAAAGGUAGACAUUUCCGUAGAUGAUUAUAUGAUUCGUUUUAAGUCUAAGAAGGAAACUGAUGGAAAUCUUAUAAUGAUGUCUCUUCCUAGUCAUCCACAGCACGAUGAAAUUGUUGACUGGUUUUGUUAAAAAAUUUCACGAGGAAUGAAUGCAACUUGUAUGUCAUAUAUGUACUGAAACCAGAAUGUAAUCAUUAGAAAUAAUGUAAAAUAAAUAUUGGAAUGUGACAAGGCAAUGUGUUUUCAAAU